Molecule: messenger RNA, 5199 nt
Organism: Bufo bufo (common toad)
Lineage: Eukaryota; Metazoa; Chordata; Amphibia; Anura; Bufonidae
Gene: ABL1
Product: ABL proto-oncogene 1, non-receptor tyrosine kinase
Exons: 11
Coding region: 695-4021 (1108 amino acids)
Biological process (GO): protein phosphorylation; regulation of apoptotic process
Molecular function (GO): ATP binding; protein binding; non-membrane spanning protein tyrosine kinase activity
Source: RefSeq, a predicted model, not a curated record
UCCCAGGGCAGCAGUGGCAGCGGCGGCGAGGGCCCAUCAUGGCGGCGGUGGAGAGGGCAGGAAGUCCCGGCGGCCGCUGACUCUCCCAGCCCGGGGGUCCCUCCGUCCUGUCCUGAUUUCUUGUGUGACCGGAGGAGCUGUCAGAAGGGGGCUCCAGCCCUACAUUAGGGGCCACUCCUCCUCAGAAGCUGUAGAUCCCUUCCCUUUAUAGAAGGGAGACCCCCCAGGGGCCUGAGGACCCCCAGGAACGGGGAUGACCAAGGAAGUGACCGCGGGGACGAGACGUGUGUGUACUUUCCGGUGCUGCUAGGCCGGGGGCGCCCCCUAUUGCACUUAACCCCUUGGUGACCUGACUGACUUAACCCUUUCAUGACCCUGCCAUAAGCCAUGCCAUGGCUGACCCUGGGAGCAGCCCCCCAUGAUCCCCAGCGCCCUGCCCCCGAGGAGCGUCUCUGCGGACCCCUGACAUUUAUGGUUUUUUGUGAUGAAAUCCUCAAACCACAUCCUGCUCCAUCUGUGACGGCCGAAGUUCCUCUUCUCAGCGACUUGACAUGAGCGCUCGGAGGCGGUGAGGACCAGGGGAGCGCUCGGACGCGGUGAGGACCAGGGGAGCGCCACGGGACGCCAGCAAAGAGCCAAACGCACUGACUGGAAAUUUUUUACAUUUUUUCCCCGCAAAUUGUUGGUUCAUCCUAUGGGUCAGCAGCCCGGAAAAGUGCUCGGGGACCAGAGGAGGCCCAGUCUGCCUGUCCUACCCUUCAUUAAAGGGGCCGGGAAGAAGGAGGCCGCCAAACAUGGCGGCCCACACUGCAACGUCUUCGUGGAGCACGAAGCCUUACAGCGACCCAUCGUUUCGGAUUUUGAACCUCAAGGUCUGAGUGAAGCUGCUCGCUGGAACUCCAAGGAGAACCUCCUGUCCGGACCCAGUGAGAAUGACCCCAACCUGUUUGUUGCUCUCUAUGAUUUUGUGGCCAGCGGAGAUAAUACCCUGAGCAUCACUAAAGGUGAGAAGCUCCGUGUUCUCGGCUACAAUCACAACGGAGAGUGGUGCGAGGCUCGGACCAAGAAUGGCCAGGGCUGGGUGCCCAGUAACUACAUCACCCCGGUCAACAGUCCUGAGAAGCACUCGUGGUACCACGGGCCGGUGUCCCGCAACGCGGCUGAAUACCUCCUGAGCAGCGGCAUCAAUGGCAGCUUCCUGGUCCGAGAGAGCGAGAGCAGCCCGGGGCAGAGGUCCAUAUCCCUACGAUACGAGGGCAGGGUGUACCACUACCGGAUCAAUACAGCGUCUGACGGCAAGCUCUAUGUGUCCUCAGACAGCCGCUUUAAUACACUGGCCGAGCUAGUGCACCACCACUCAACAGUAUCCGAUGGACUGAUCACCACGCUACACUACCCAGCGCCAAAGCGCAACAAGCCCACCAUCUAUGGGGUGUCCCCCAACUAUGACAAAUGGGAGAUCGAGAGGACGGACAUCACCAUGAAGCACAAACUGGGCGGCGGUCAGUACGGAGAGGUCUAUGAGGGCGUCUGGAAGAAGUAUAAUCUGACCGUGGCAGUGAAGACGCUGAAGGAAGACACCAUGGAGGUGGAGGAGUUCUUGAAAGAAGCUGCUGUGAUGAAGGAGGUGAAGCAUCCCAACCUGGUGCAGCUGCUGGGGGUCUGUACGCGGGAGCCCCCGUUCUACAUCAUCACUGAGUUUAUGACGUACGGGAACCUGUUGGACUACCUGCGAGAGUGCAACCGGGAAGAGGUGACGGCCGUGGUACUUCUUCACAUGGCAACUCAGAUCUCGUCAGCCAUGGAGUACCUGGAGAAGAAGAACUUCAUUCACAGGGACCUUGCAGCCAGAAACUGCCUCGUUGGCGAAAACCACUUGGUAAAAGUUGCUGAUUUCGGGCUCAGCCGCCUGAUGACGGGCGAUACAUACACUGCCCACGCUGGAGCCAAAUUCCCCAUCAAGUGGACGGCCCCGGAAAGCCUGGCGUAUAACAAGUUCUCCAUCAAGUCCGAUGUCUGGGCGUUUGGCGUAUUACUCUGGGAGAUCGCCACCUACGGCAUGUCCCCCUACCCCGGCAUCGACCUGUCGCAGGUGUACGAGCUGCUGGAAAAGGAUUAUCGCAUGGAGCGUCCCGAGGGCUGCCCAGAGAAAGUGUACCAACUCAUGAGAGCAUGCUGGCAGUGGAACCCUCUCGACCGGCCGUCCUUCGCUGAGAUCCACCAGGCCUUUGAGACCAUGUUCCAGGAGUCGAGUAUAUCGGACGAGGUGGAGAAGGAGCUGGGGAAGAAAGGCUUAAGAGUGAAUGUCAGCUGCCUUCUGCAGGCCCCCGAGCUGCCGACGAAGACCAGGACCUCCCGAAGAGUGACCGAGAACAAGGAUGAUACCACAGAUACCUCACACAGCAGGGGCGCCGCUGAUCAGGAUGUUCUGGAUCUGGAGUCGGCCGCUGUGUCUCCUCUCCUCCCUCGCAAGGAACGGACUGGCGAUGUCGGGCCUGAGGAUGACCGUCUGUUACCCAAUAGUAAAAAGGCCAACCUCUUCAGCACACUGAUCAAGCGGAAGAAGAAAACUGCCCCCACCCCACCCAAGCGCAGCAGCUCCUUCCGUGAGAUGGAACCGAGGUGCCUGGAAGGAGAUGGCAGAGACGCCAGCAAUGGUGGCGAUAUAGAGUCCAUGAAAUUCACGAGUAACGGGGCCACCAUGACCAAUGGCUCUGUGCAGGGGGGUACGCUCUUUUUAACCCCACACUGGAAAAAGUCCAUCACGAGUGUAGGGCGGCAACCACCGCCGGGAGAAGAGGAUGGGAGCAGCACCACCAGCAAACGCUUCCAGAGGUCAUCUUCUGCCUCAUGCAUGCCCCAUGGGUCCAAAGAUAUGGAGUGGAAGUCAGUCACUCUGCCCAGGGAAUUGCCUUCCACCAGGCACAUGCUGGACCUGUCUGGAGGUGUCCAAAAAGCAGACAGACCAGCUCUGCCUCGUAAAAGGGGCAAUGAGGUCAAACCAGACCUGUCUAGUUCUAGAGGGACAGUGACACCACCUCCCCGCCUUCCCAAGAAAACCGAGGAGCCCACAGACGAAGUGUUUAAGGAUGCCGACCAAAGUCCAGGCUCCAGUCCUCCCAGUCUGACCCCAAAAUUUCCACGUAGGAAACCUGGCGGCCCCUCGUCUUCCUCCCCCGUACAAAAAGAGGAGAGCGGGAACAUAAGAACUGCUUCAGAGUUCGUCUCCUCUGCUAAGGUGACCCCAGGCGCUGGCAGAACCGAGACAGACCUCCGUCUCCGGAGACUCAAAGCAACAGAGUCUGCCGCCAAGGACAAAAUUAAAGCAGCGAAGGUCAAACCGAGCCCACCUCUACCACUGUCCAGCCAGACCUCUCCGUCUUCCACCAACACGAAGCCUUCAAAGAUAUCCUCCCAAAGCCUUAGCCACGACACCAGCACAAACGAGCCAAAGCACAAGGCCGCAAACCAGAGUGAAGACCACUUGAGAACAAACCCAGCUGUGACGGACACCGCCAAGAAAGCCACGCCACUGUCCACCACCAAGCCCCUAUCCACGGAAAAGCGGGCCGCGGUUCAGACGGGGAUCGACCAACCUCAGCCACCCACAUCCUCCUCCACCGCUUUCAUUCCACUCAUCUCCACUAGAGUUUCCUUGCGUAAAACCCGCCAUCCUCCCGAGAAGCUGCUAAGCGGAGCAGUCACCAAGGAGACGUUGCUGGAAAGCACUGAAUGCCUACGGGCCGCCAUCAGCCGAAACUCUGAACAGAUGGCCAGCCACAGCGCCGUGCUGGAGGCCGCCAAAAACCUCCACGCCUUCUGCACCUGCUAUGUGGACUCCAUUCAACAGAUGAGGAACAAGUUUGCUUUCAGAGAAGCCAUGAGCAAGUUGGAGAACAGCCUCCGGGACCUUCAGAUAUGCCCCGCCGCCGCCACCACGGCAGGAGGACCGGCCACGUCUCAGGACUUUACCAAGCUGCUCUCGUCUGUCAAAGAAAUAAGCGACGUGGUUCAGAGGUAGCAUCUCAGACGUCAGGUGGGCCUCGCACCCCACGUUUCUGCUCUACGUAAUGGACGGUGUCUUGACACUAAAGCUAUGCAUCCUACAUUGGUGGCCUGCGCCGUGCCGCCUGGUAUCCAGAGGUGGCUGCACAUCUUCACCCCCUCCCCCUUCUACAUGACACGGACCUUCAAGGUCUACAGGUUUCCUCCACCCGUAACUGGCAGAAUGAGCCCUCUACGGCGCUGGGAUCCCCCAUAAGCCUCUGCCUUGUCUAACACUGCUACAUCCCAACGGCCACUGCCGCAGCACCAGGUAUCGAGGGGGGGGGGGGGGCGGUGGCGUCUCUCUUCCCCCACCGCACAUAUUAAAGAGCCAAGGAGCGCUUGGCUCCUGAGACAUUCCGACAACCAGACCCUCAGCACAUAAGCGGCUACACUGUAGCAUUCCGUUAACUCUACCUUUCCCGAGUGACCAGACUGCCCUCGGCUCCAAGGGUGUCCGCCCACGCCGGCGUACAAUAGCGUGGUGUCUAUGCAGAGACGCAGUGGACAAACUGUCUGUAGGGGGCGCUGAGAACUUGAUGAUUUUAAGUGCAAUUUCCUUUUUCCCUAUGUAUUAUUCUUUUAAAACCAAAAACAGGUGGACUGUGUGAAGGUGACGGUGACCACGCUCCCCAGUAUUGCCAUAGGCACAUCCGCCAGGGGCCGUAAUGAUCAGGGGCCCUGAGUAUGUGCAAUCCAAGCACCUCACAAGUGUCCUCCCCCACAAGUGACUGAACCAGCAGUGCCUCCCACCUUAACACUAUGGUGCCCAUUGAGUAAACCAUGUAUUGUACUGUCUCUCAUGCCAGCUGUGUUUGUAUAGCCCUCUUCCUCUCUCCCAUGCAUCCAUCUUGCACUCUUCCUCUGUUCUGUGCGUUCGUCUCGCUUUCCUCGUCUCUCCUGUGCGUCCGUCUCGCUUUCCUCGUCUCUUCUGUGCGUCCGUCUCGCUUUCCUCGUCUCUCCUGUGCGUCCGUCUCGCUUUCCUCGUCUCUCCUGUGCGUCCGUCUCGCUUUCCUCGUCUCUCCUGUGCGUCCGUCUCGCUUUCCUCGUCUCUCCUGUGCGUCCGUCUCGCUUUCCUCGUCUCUCCUGUGCGUCCGUCUUGCUUUGCUCGUCUCUCCUGUGCGUCCGUCUCGCUCUCCUGUGCGUCCGUCUCAC